Messenger RNA from Anarrhichthys ocellatus (wolf-eel), 3547 nucleotides. RefSeq names its product vasodilator-stimulated phosphoprotein-like. The transcript has 17 exons. Bases 286 to 1515 code for a protein of 409 amino acids. Lineage: Eukaryota; Metazoa; Chordata; Actinopteri; Perciformes; Anarhichadidae. Gene Ontology annotation, biological process: positive regulation of actin filament polymerization; neural tube closure; actin cytoskeleton organization. Gene Ontology annotation, molecular function: SH3 domain binding; profilin binding. The record is from RefSeq and is a predicted model, not a curated record.
GCCAAAGAGAAACAGCAAAAGAGGGAGGUGUGAAAAUAAGAAUUUAAAAGAACGAGUGAAGGAGACGAGAACAGGAAGAGAGAAAAAAACCUGUCGAGGAAAUGAGAAUAUAAAGGCAGAAGUGCAAGUGGUUAGUGCUGAACAAUGUCAUGAGAGAGAGAGCAUUGGAGGUGUGCAAGAAUGACAGCAGGUUUGAUUGAAUAGACAACAAAUGUACUUGUGAGAGGGGGGAUUCAAGUUGAUGAGAAGAAGCAGAUUGCUAAAAAUACUGAGUACAGCUGGAAUAUGGGUGAGUCCAGUAUCUGCCAAGUGAGGGCGACAGUCAUGCUGUACAAUGACGGCAACAAGCGGUGGGUGCCGGCGGGAUCUGACAGUCCUUCUUUCAGCCGCGUCCAAAUCUAUCACAACCCUGUGACCAACACCUUCAGAGUGGUGGGCCGCAAACUGCAGGCCGACCAGCAGGUGGUAAUCAACUGUCCCAUAAUCAAAGGGAUAAAGUAUAAUCAAGCCACACCAACCUUCCACCAGUGGCGGGAUCCCAAACAGGUGUGGGGGCUGAACUUUGGCAGUAAAGAGGAUGCUGCUCUUUUUGCCAACUCCAUGGUGCAUGCAUUAGAGGCUCUCAAUGCACCGGCGGGCACAGGCACGGCUCAGACGGGACCCUCUGUACAGGAGCUUGAACACCAGAGAAGACUAGAGUGCCAGAGGCAGGACCAGCAGGAGAAGGAACGUCUGGAGAGGGAGAUGCAGACCUCUGUUAGUCCUCCUGCACCACCUCCACUCCCACCACCUUCCUCAGGACCAUGCCCACCUGCCCCUCCACCACCUCCUCCUGGGGUCAUUGUCCCACCUGCACCACCCCUGCCCCCUGCUGGAGGAAGUGGAGGUAGCGGAGGUGGAAACGAUCUGGCUGCAGCUCUGUCAGGAGCCAAACUGCGUAAAGCAGUCAAGGAUGAGGGAGCAGUAGCAGCCUCAUCCCCGAAACCAGAACCCUCAUCUGGUGGAAGUGGAGGUGGAGGAGGUGGUCUAAUGGGAGAGAUGAGUGCCAUCCUUGCUAGGAGGAGGAAAGCUGCUGAUAAUCCUGCUUCAAAAACGGUAGAACCUCACAAUGAGGAUUCUGACUCCUCAAUAUCAAAACUGUCUGGAGCAGGAGAAAUUGAUGGAAAGCCCAAAGAAAAAGCCGCCAUCAAUCCAAGGCCCAAACCCAUAACCAACAAUCAGAAGGACUCCAGCCCCAGCUCCUCCACCUCUACCUCCUCUAACUCCACCACUACCCCAGUAUCCAGGAUGAAGGUGGUGAAAACGAACUCUGAUGGUGCAGGAAAUAAUAGUGAGAUGGAAAGAAUCAAAGAGGAAAUUCUUGAAGAAGUGAAAAAAGAACUUCAAAAAGUGAAGGAGGAGAUUAUCACAGCACUGAUUCAGGAGCUGCACAGUGCACAGCCAAAAGUUUGUCACAACACUGCCACGCCCCCAUUUCUCUGUACAUUCUUCCAGUGGAAUAAAACAGAGGCCUAGCAGAUCAGUCCUGAUACCAUCCUCUGUCCUGCCUGAGGCUGGAGAGAGGCCUUUCAGACCAAGCUGUGAUGAAUGGCGAUGAGCCACAGCUGGUUCUCCCCAUGAUUGAAGCAUGUGGCAGGGGAGGUACUGAUGAACUAUUCUUACAGGGUUGUUGGCUGUUGCUCUGGUUCCAUCUCCUGGUUUUUGUUGAUCCAAGGUAUGAUCAAAAAUAAUGCAUUGAGGUGUGAUAAGCGUUUUAGUGUUGUUGAUUGUUGAGGUAUUCACCUAAGGAGUCUACUUUAUAACAAUGCAUUAUGUUGUAUUUGUUUAUCAUAUGUUUUGUGUGUGAAAAUGUAAUCAACAAAGUCAUGAGUAACAUGGCUGUCACCUGUUGUUGAAUAAAACGUGCAACAUUUCCUUUUGAAAGGUAGUGAAGUACAGGUAAAAGUAACAUGAAUUAGAAAUACUCAAGUAAAGUACAAUUGCUUCAAAAUUGUUCUUAAGUGCCGUAUGUGGGAAAUUUCUGCCACUGUAUUCCAUAUGUCUGAGAUUGCCUUGGGGCUGGUCCUGAUUUAUUUCACUUUCACAAACUACAUUAUGUGCAUUUAUUUAUUAGCUAAUAGCUCCACAGACCUCUUGUUUAGCUGGUGCAUCUAUGUUGCCAUGCCAUGGUUAAUAAUAGUUAUGUUACACUUUUUAAAGUAAUAUUUAGGAAAAUAUCUUGGUAUGAGUUUGCAAUGGAAAAGAAUGAAAACUGAUUGAGUUUUAGUGGUUUUCACACUGAUGUGGUGGGGUAAAGUUCUGCAAAUAGGCAAGAGAAGAGAGAAUUCCAGCACACUGUAUUAUAACUAGCAAUUACCUUUAAUACAAUGUUUUGGUGCUGCUCAGGUAAAGAAGAACAAGGAACAUCCCAGACAGAUUUAGUCAGCACCUCCUCAGGUGAGGCCAAUCAGGGACCCUGAGCUGUCAAGCCUUACUAUUUGCAUUUACUGUAUUAGAAGGUGCUUCCCACCAUCAAAGAUACCACAAUCUAUAAUGAACAGCAACUACAAUAUGUAUACAAACAUUGAAUAAUAAAUAAUUAAGCAAAAGUCAUCUCCAAAAUCAUCUCUUUCAUAAUGGCAUUACUAUUAUUACGUCAAUGGAAAUCUCAGGGUAACAUUAUCAUAAAAUCACUGUUUAGGCUACCCCAUACAUAUACUUCUAAAUAGGCAUUCAUGUAUAUGUUUUUCCAAUUUUCUAUUCCUACUACAAUAUGAUUGAAUGUGGCUAUUUAUUUGUUUCAUUGUGGAAGCCUAUUGUCUAUUAUACGGUUUGGGGUAGCCUAAACGCUGAUGUUCUGAUCAUGUUUCCCUGAGAUUGCUGCUGCUGCACAGCUACCACACUAACUAGAGAUUAAUUUGCGCCGUCUUGUCUGCAGAUGGCGGUGUGUGUCCAAAGAUCAACCACCAUCUAUCUGCUACCAAGAAGAAGAAAGUCCACGGUGUUUUUCUGGGUGGACGGCCUGCUCUGGAUCGAGCCUGUCAGAACGGCAUUGAAACGAGAGGAACGUGGGAUAAACAGUUGCUGUUCAGAUUUGAUAACUGAGACUUGAACGGGCCAGAGAGAAAUCCACUGUUCCCCUCCCCGACCUCCUGUUCCUUACACUCUCUCACAUCUCCCACCAUGAAUGAAGUUAAUAUAGUCAGAGAGGGCUGGCUUCACAAACGAGGUGAAUAUAUCAAAACGUGGAGGCCCAGGUAUUUCAUCUUGAAGAAUGAUGGUUCUUUCAUCGGCUACAAGGAGAAGCCUGAUCUAAGCGACCAGACCUCACCACCACUCAACAACUUCUCAGUAGCAGGUCAGUCCCCCAGACACGAAAAUAUCAUUAUUUUCUUCAUAACCAGUGCUUUCUACUUCUCAAAGCUAGAUGGCUAUUUUGACUUCCAUACACUUCAUGGUUUAACAUCUUAAGUAGCUUCCUGUAAACAUCCGUCUUUGUUUUAGUUUUUUAUUGCCAUGAACACAUAUUGACAGUUAUUCAACAUUACAAAACAAAACUACCUUUAGA